AUGGAGACCUCGCUGAUGAUGAAGAACAUCGCGUUCUUGCUGUUGCUGUUCAGCCUUUGCAACCCAGGGAACGCAGGUUACUGCAGCAUUUCAGACCUGGCCGUGACGCAGACCGCGGUGCCAUCAAAGGCCAACGUCUACGCGGUGACGGUGGAGAACCGGUGCAUCUGCACGCAGGCGAACGUCAAGCUGGCGUGCAGUGGGUUCAGCUCCUCCGUGGCGAUCGACCCGGCGGGCGUGCUCAGCGUGGAUGGCGACGGCAAGCUCUGCACCCUCAACGGCGGGCGCCCCAUAGGCAUGGGCCCCGAGUACGCCGUCAAGUUCUCCUACGCCUCGCCGUCCGGCCAGUUCGGCUUCAAGCCCGUGUCGUCUUCCAUUGCCUGCUCCUGA
Molecule: messenger RNA, 390 nt
Organism: Miscanthus lutarioriparius
Lineage: Eukaryota; Viridiplantae; Streptophyta; Magnoliopsida; Poales; Poaceae
Source: the annotation of a GenBank genome assembly